AUGCAGGACAGACGCACAUUCACCAGAGCCUUCUCCACACCGAGGUGUCUGGCCGCAGCUGCGCCGGCGGCGGGGAAAGCGAAAUUAACGCACCCGGGGAAAGCGAUCCUGGCCGGUGGACUUGCAGGUGGUAUAGAAAUCUGCAUCACCUUCCCAACAGAGUACGUCAAGACCCAGUUACAGCUGGAUGAGAAGGCCAAUCCACCGAAAUACAGAGGAGUAGGUGACUGUGUGAAGCAGACGGUUCAGGGUCAUGGUGUUAAAGGUCUUUACAGAGGACUCAGCUCACUGGUGUACGGCUCCAUACCCAAAUCUGCUGUCAGGUUCGGGGUGUUCGAGUUCCUCAGUAACCAUGCGAAGGAUGAGUCCGGUCGCCUGGAUAGCACCAAAGGCCUGCUGUGUGGGCUCGGAGCCGGGGUGCUGGAGGCCAUCCUGGUCGUCUGUCCCAUGGAAACUGUCAAGGUUAAAUUCAUUCACGACCAGACUUCAGCCAACCCCAAAUACAGAGGAUUCUUCCACGGAGUCCGAGAGAUCGUCAGAGUGCAGGGAAUAAGAGGAACGUAUCAGGGUCUCACUGCCACGGUCCUCAAGCAAGGCUCCAACCAGGCCAUUCGUUUCUAUGUGAUGACCUCCCUCAAAAACUGGUACAAAGGUGAUAACCCCAACAAAACCAUCAACCCCCUGUUGACUGGAGCCUUUGGAGCCACAGCAGGAGCAGCCAGUGUGUUUGGGAACACGCCGCUAGAUGUCAUCAAGACUCGGAUGCAGGGUCUUGAAGCACAUAAAUAUAAAAGCACGUGGGACUGCGCCGUGAAGAUCCUGAGACACGAGGGCUUGGCAGCUUUUUAUAAAGGGACGGUUCCUCGUCUGGGCCGCGUGUGUCUGGACGUGGCCAUCGUUUUCAUCAUCUAUGAGGAGGUGGUGAAGGCCCUGAACACGGUCUGGAAGACGGACUGA
Molecule: messenger RNA, 957 nt
Organism: Limanda limanda (common dab)
Lineage: Eukaryota; Metazoa; Chordata; Actinopteri; Pleuronectiformes; Pleuronectidae
Product: tricarboxylate transport protein B, mitochondrial
Exons: 9
Coding region: 1-957 (318 amino acids)
Biological process (GO): mitochondrial citrate transmembrane transport
Source: RefSeq, a predicted model, not a curated record